GUAUUUAGUGUCUUGACGGAAAUAUCAAUUUGUGCAGUUGUAGUUCUUUUGAGUUAUUUAAAAAAAUAAUACAUGAAUAUAAACAUUUUGUCAAUUUGAAUGUCCUACAGACAACCGGUUAUCUAAAGUGAUACUAGCAAUAAAAACAGUCCGGUAAACAAAUUUGUGGAGGUUACGUGAUGGAAGUCCACAUAACCGAUAGAAUCCGGAAGUUUUUAACAGAAAUUACAAAAGAAAAUGCAAACAACUACGCCAUAGAAAUUAAAACGGACACGGGAAAAUGUGAAGGAUUUUCUAGUGUAAUUGUGCCCGUAGAUUUGGUGUCUGACGGCGAUUGCAUCGAGCUUAUACUGAAGAUCGGACCCAGCGAAACCCUACGUAAAACAAUCCCCUUCGAAAAAGUAUUCCAGAGGGAAGCCUUUAUUUACGACACGGUCCUACCGGAAUUCCAUCGGCUACAGCUGCAACACAAAAUUCCUGAUGUGCUGCUAUUUAAUAACUACCCCAAGUGUUUUAAAACGUCGCUCGACUAUUUGGAUGAAGUGUUGAUAUUAGAAAAUUUGUCGGGAAGUAAACAAUACAAACUAUGGGACAAACGCGUGCCUAUGGAUAAAUUCCAUGUAGAGUUGGUGUUAAGAACUUAUGCCAAGUUACACAGUCUGUCCCUGGUUCUGCGAAAAACCAAUCCGGACAAACUAUCCGACAUCGCAAAAAACACACAGGACGUUUAUAUGAACAUAAUUCGGAAUUGUGGCACAAUCGACAUCAUAAAAAACCUUAUAAAAAGGACUAUGAAUGCUUUGGAUGGGGAGGAAGUGAUGGUGGAGAAACUCGGGAAAUUUCAAGAGCACUUAAUCGAAAUUAUGGACGACUUGACCCUUGUCAAUGCUUCUGGGGAAUACAGUGUUGUGGGUCACGGAGAUAAUUGGACGAAUAAUCUCUUGUUCAAAUAUGAGGAAGGUGAAACCAAAAAACCCAUAGACGUAAAAUUCAUCGAUUGGCAACUUUCCAGAUACGGAUCUCCAGUCAUGGAUUUGUCCUAUUUCCUAUAUUCCUGUGUCGAUGAAGAACAUUUAAAAACUCUCGACCACUACCUCAAAAUCUACCACGAGAGCCUCUCUUCCCACUUGAAGCUUUUCAAUAUUAGCACAGAAGAAUUGUUUCCUUGGACUGUUCUCCAGGAGCAUUGGAAAAAAUUCGCCAAGUUCGGUUUGCAAAUGUCGUUUCUGGUGGUACAUGUAUCUGUUAUGUCUGAAGCUGAAACACCGAAAGUCGACGGUGCUAGUUCCGAAGAUUUUUUAAAAGCUUUCGAAGCUUCUUCCGUUAACGACGAAGUGUACAUCAAUAGAAUGAAGUGUAUUGUGCAGCAUUUUAUUGAUAAUGAUUUUCUGUGAUUAUUAAAAGUUAUUUAAUUAUUUAGAAUCUAUGUAGAACUUAUUCCUAAGAUGUAAUAUGUAAGAUAUUGUAAACCAUUUAUGCUCACCUCAUAAACUAUUUAUGAACAUUAUACCAAUAGUGUGUUUUAAAAGUCAUUAUUUAUAUAACUUUAUUAAUUAAUAUUUUAGGCAGUUUAAGAAUGACAUUUAAUUACACCGUCCUAUUUCGUUAUCUUAACAAGUAUCCUGAAUAGUCAGUUUAUUAAAACUUUGCACUUCCAAGUUUAUUUGAACGUAAAUAUGGCUUACACUAUGUUAUGAAAUUUACUCGUGUUGAAAUUCUGAAUAUUUAAUAAAAUAAUUUUAAUAAAGUCUUGCUUGGGUUAAACUAAAUUUAACUAAAUAUUUUUUAAUAACUGGUAAACUAUUUUAAUUUUAGAAAUUAGUAAUUAUAGUGUUCUUUCGCCAACGAUGAAGUAUUUUAUUGAUUAUGGUUUUCUGUGAUAAUUAAAACUUAAUUUAUUUAAUAAAUUUAUUUCAAUAAAUUUGUAAACGUACACACACUG
Messenger RNA from Aethina tumida (small hive beetle), 1942 nucleotides. RefSeq lists its product as uncharacterized. NCBI's taxonomy places the organism in Eukaryota, Metazoa, Arthropoda, Insecta, Coleoptera, Nitidulidae. Bases 180 to 1394 code for a protein of 404 amino acids. The transcript is spliced from 3 exons. The record is from RefSeq and is a predicted model, not a curated record.